GACAAGUUUAUGCUGUAGCCAAGAAGCACCUCCCACCUUGUGUGUAGGACGUACUCUGUGCGGUCAAUCAUUGGGGACCGGAGUACGCACUAGUACCAACGCACCUCCAUUACAAAGGAAAGCAUAUCAUUCGGCAAAGAUAUCGUAGAGGCUGGUUUGUUGUUCCGGAAGGAAAUCGACCGCUAUUGACGGCCGAAGACAAGUCUCCAUGGACUUCGCGAAUGGUUUUGGAGACAGUAGUGAUGACCUGAUGGAAAACGCAAGGAUCGUCAGCCCUUAUGGCGAUGGAGAAACCCAAGCGUUUCCUGCUGAUCCGUGGGCAAAUUUUCAGUACGCACUGCCUGAAGGGUCCUCGCAGUAUAAAUAUCGUGCUUCUAGACAAAGACCAACGAUUGGAGGAUCACGAUCUCCCUCGGAGCCAAUUCCCACCCCACGAGAAAGGAUGGUGACAUCUUCUAAGAUCUCAACUCCUCACCGACACGGUAUGGUAAAUCGAGGCCAUGCUAGUCGAUACGAAUAUUCUAGUGACAAGCGAUGCGAUGACGUACACGUAAUAUUUACAGAUCCCUCCGACGGUGUUGGGAUCAGCGUUGAAAAAAGGAGCCAACAGGACUUGUUGCGACAAAAGGUUCGGGAGGACACCAGUCGUAGGAGCUUACAACAUUCAACCAGCGCACAAAGUAUGUACCGGAAACGUAGCGAAAACAAAGUGGAAAUAACUUCAGAAAGCACAAACGCAGAGACCGAUGGUCUAAAUUUGAAUUGGGCAUUCUCGCGUGUUCAAGUUCGAGCGAAUAGUGAAACGGAGUCAACGACGGUUUGGCUAAAUACUGAUCACAGGCAGGAUUUAGAAGGAGAAGACAUUUGGUUACAAGAAGAACAUGCAUUCCCUUUGUUGUCAACGGGGGCUUCAAGCAGAUUUUCGGGCCCAUCUGGUAAAGAUGGCCUCCGAAAACGUACUGAUAAGAAGUUAAAUCGUGUCCGUUUUGCCGAACCGAUACAGAAGCCGCGAUCUGUCCCUUUUCUGAAAACUGUUUCACGGGAAACUAUACGGGAAGAAUCCUCAGAUCCUCGUUCCAAAAAGAUCACACAUAGUGACAAUCGCGCGUGGUUCGUGGCCCAACCGAAGUCAAUUCUCCGUCGGCGGCGUUUCGCUGGCGAAACCGUGUCCCAUGACCCACAGUACCCCCAGAAGAAUCGCCCAUCCUCUCAUCGCGCAGCUCCACAACGGAAGUCUGCUACAUCGUUUUUGGAUACACAAGGAUCCCUACUCUCUCCCAUUCAUUCAGAUAGGCGGCCUUGGGACCGCAUCUCUGAAACAGGCUCGGAGUCACUCAGUCCUUCGUACAGUGAUGUUGAGCGAGAGAAACGCGUUAGUCUUGGUCCCUACCACCUGCAGGAGCUAAAUGAGAUGUAUCCCGAUCCUCCUCUUGAGUUGCAGUUCGACGACGAGUCAACUGUAGUACCAGCACGCGCUUCUUUCAUCGACACUGUCGCUGCUGUUGUCGUUCAAGCCGCUGUUCGUAGAUUUCUUGCCCAAAAAGUCGUCCCGAAAAAGUAUGGUAGGAAUUUGGGAGGAGCAGUGUUCAUAGAAGUCAUGGCUGCGAUAAAAAUCCAAUCUGCCUUCCGAGGCUUUUGGGUUCGAGAUUCGUUGAAUGUGGAUCAUUUUUGCGCGACUAUGAUCCAGAAAUGGUAUCGACGACAUCAUCAGAGGCACCACUAUUUUGCAGAUCUUUCUCGGAUCAUACUGGUCCAGUCCAUUUGGAGGCGCAGUAUAGCCAGGGAGCACGCUGCCUUUUUCCUUGGGAGCGUAAUUACAGUUCAGUCGCUGUUUCGCUCGUACAGCGCUCGCAAAAAGCUCUACUCAGGACUCACUUGCCUACGAAAGGAUACUAUGGCAGCUGUAGUGAUCCAAUCGCACUGGCGUACAUAUGCUUGCGAAUGCAACUUUAUUCGCGAUCUUGUCGAUAUUUUGAUCGUUCAAAGUGUUGUGAGAACUUGGUUAGCAAGACGACACCUGUCAUCACUACGCUCCAGGGCCCAAAGUAUUUCCGGCAAAAAGUCACCAACAGUAUCAAAAAAAUACGCGAAUCAAGUGGCGGCGCAACCUACUGGAAGUCCUCGACCUGGAGAGGCCAAUCGUAACUCGGCGACAGGGCAAUGCUACUCCUCGUAUAGGUCUGUCGAAGAGAGUUCGUUCAGCGCUAUUCUUGGCAAUAUAAAGAGCAAGGAGAACAAUCACCUCAUUGUGUUGAUUACAUCUCAGUCUCUCUCGCGCAAUCAAGCUUCCACAAGAAGUAAUAUUGGUACAAUCUUACGCGUCCAUAAUGUCUCAUUCGAGGAAGUGGAUGGAGCAAAUCCGCUAACCCGAGGACGACGCGACGAACUCUUUGCUAUAUCACAAAUGCGCGGCGUGUACCCGCAGUUCUUUGUGGUAGACUAUGAAACAGGGCUCACGUUAUUUUUCUGCAACAGUGAUUCUUUUUUCGGUGCCAAUGAAGAAGGCUCUCUACCCAGGAUACUCAAUAUUGCUGGUGUUGUGCAGAGCGCGAUCGGAGGACAUCAAGAAAGAAAUAGUACCAUAGACGAAGCUCCUAAAGCAAACAAGCACCUGUUUGAGCCAAAGAGGCAAAGCUCACAUACUACGGUUUCAAUUGACAGUGAAACUUCGGAGCCCUCUGUAGGACGGAACAGUUUGCUUUCGAUGUGGAAAAAUCUUGACAAGAAGAACACAUUAGUAUUAAAUGGACACAGGAAUUGACAACAACCUGAUUGUGAACGCGGAGAGAAGUUGUUAGCUGUUAGUCUGUACAUGUUAGUAGCAAUUUCUACACUAAUGCGUACGACAUGAGUUCAUGCAUGCAAUUUAAAGGAACCCCUUCCAUUCGCCGCCUCAAGAAAGAAAACCGUUACUCUUUCUGUUUUAUCAAGGCAGACAACUCUGAGGCAAACCCAUGCAUUGUAGCUGUCUGCAAGCGCGAACAAGCUUUUGACACACUUUUGAUUAUUGCAGCUGAUGGCAGAUGCGACAGGGCACCGUCGUGGUGUCUCGUAACAAUUGUCUUAAUAAGACGAGCAGCUCGCUCAACGCAAUGUGCAUCACGACUAUUGAGAAGGGCAUUGAGACAGGCAUCGUAGCACCUUUCAUCCGGCUCUAUAUCGGGACGACCAUGAAUGUGCAAAUCUAACAUGUAGGACAAUACCACGCAAGCAUUUUCCGCAGACUCCUUGGUUCUCGCAUUUCUGAGAGACGUCAGUAUUGCUGCAAAGACAAGUCUAUCGAGCUUCAGCUUGUUUGAGGGAUCGGAGUCUAAAACCUGCAUUUCUCGAAACAAAUCGAAGGCAACCCUGCCAGAUUUUACGUUCCGAAGGGAAGCGAAAGCAAAAAUAACAGCAGUAUACGCUCGACUUGUCGGUUGAACACCCAAAUUCUUCUGGUGUCCAAGUGUCUGCAAUGCUAAAUCAGCGGACUCCUUGGAUCUAAAGUUCGCCAUUGCUGAAAUUACAGCGGUGUACAACCCAACAGAUUUCGGAUCCCAUUGAAAAGUUCCUUUCUUAACCCCCGCCUCAAUACGAUGUAAUAAGGUAGAAGCGGUCACAGUGUCUUCGUACUUUUUCGUUUUUACCAAAGCAUUGAUGAGAACCUGGUAUGGAAACAUGUCUACAGUAAGCCGGUUCUCACCAUCUAUCAAGACGUCGAAAGCCUCUUUGAGCGAGUUUUCCUUACAAAGCAAGCCAAUGCACAUGUUGAAGGUGCCCGAAUUUGGAGCACAUGGAAAUCCGUGUUGCUCCGAGAGAUUUAUCAUCGAAUUCAGAAGGGAUAAGACAUAUUUCCCCCCGCUCCCUUGAGACAGGCGGAGCCAGCCAUGAAUAACAAAAUUGAAUGUGUCUGUUGUUGGAGGCGGCCCAGCUUGGCCAAUAGCUGCUUCGACCAUAGCGACAACAUGAGCAUGCGCUUGUAGCAUUCUUCCACAACGGACUUGAGCUUCCAUGUAGGACAUGUGUGUUGCUAAGUCCGGUCGAA
This is a messenger RNA of Phaeodactylum tricornutum CCAP 1055/1, 4024 nucleotides long. RefSeq lists its product with no specific name. Bases 209 to 2761 code for a protein of 850 amino acids. The record is from RefSeq and is a predicted model, not a curated record. Gene Ontology annotation, biological process: mitotic cell cycle; spindle organization; establishment of meiotic spindle localization. NCBI's taxonomy places the organism in Eukaryota, Bacillariophyta, Bacillariophyceae, Surirellales, Neidiaceae. Gene Ontology annotation, cellular component: spindle pole. Gene Ontology annotation, molecular function: protein binding. The transcript is spliced from 4 exons.